AUGAAAUGGAUUAGUAAAAUUGCUUAUGGAACGGGUCAAAUGCUUAAAGAUCUUGUUGUGGGAUUUAUCAGUAUAUUCUACAUCAUAUUCUAUGAAGGUUGUAUCAAUCUGAGCAGUUCACAAGUUGGGGCAUUAUUACUGUGUGGUCAGAUUGCCAAUGGAUUAGCCACACCACUGAUUGGUUAUUUAUCAGAUCGUUUACUCAGUCCAACUGAAAAACCGACAACUGCUAACCAGUCGAUAACGUAUGAAGAUGAAAGUGUAAAAAAGGAUAAGAGGUUGUUUAGUCGAAUGAAACGGCAGUUGAGACUUGGACAGAGAAAAUCAUGGCAUUUAGGUGGAUGUUUAUUGAUGCUUAUUGCUUUUCCGUUGAUGUUUGGACAACCGGAAUAUUUUGUUGGUCUUCCAAUUGUGAUGAAGUUAUUGAUCAAUGGCAUGUUUAUGAUUUGUGUUCAGGUCGGUUGUGCAGCUGUACAAAUUCCUCACUUAUCAAUUAUCAGUGAUUUGACAGACCAACAUGAUGAACAAGUAUUACUUGCAUCGGUAAUGUAUUUCUUCUGUGGAGUCGGCCACAUGACUAUGUUGCUUAUAACGUACUUAUUUUUUAAAUCAGAAAAAUCCAGUUUGUUACUUUUGAAAUCAGUAAAUGAGACUGACAUCAAUGAGAACAACAGUCAACUGUUCACAAAAUCAUUAAUAACAACUGACAUUAUUGUUGGAAGUGAACGAGUAACAUUGUCCAAUGAUUCGAUAAAUAACCAGUUAACAAAUGUCGGCAAACAAGUAGUCGUUCAUUCAGAAAACAACAUAACAAUUCAAGAUUUGCCCAUAUUUCGAAAUGUUGCAUUGAUUGUCGUUGGGAUUGGAGUAUUAUUCACAAUAAUCUUCCAUUGUGGUGUUCGUGAAGGUAAACCGAAAACACACCAACCACUCACAAUAAAAUCUUCUGAAAAUGCAUCAGAUGAAUUGUCACAAGCGAAUGGAACAAGCAACAAUAACGGACUGAUUAAUGGUAAUUCUGUUGUGGUUUCACAGCUCGAAUCCAAACGAAAACGGACCUACAGCCUUUCAUCUACACUUCCCUGGUAUGCUUGGUUUACACUACCAAGAUUCUGGCUGAGCUGUUCUACAUUCAGUAUAAUGCGUCUUAGUGUAACUGUUUCUGUGAUUUACAGUGGUCCAUUUUUGCUGAAUUCAUUAGAAAUGGAUAAAAGUUCAAUGGUUUCUGUUCCCAUAGUUACAACAAUUUCUUGUUUGAUUACAUCAAUUGGUGUUCAAAGGAUUAAUAAAUUACUCGGGAAUUAUAUUGGCUCAGUCGUCGGUGUUCCAUUUAUCCUCGGUUUUUGUACAAUCGCUUACUUUUACAAAGCAGCCGAUGAAAACCCCGUAACAAUGUAUUUUGCUGCAGCCAUCCUAGGUAUUGGUAGCACAAUCAAUAAUGUUCGAGCAUUAGUUGUGAUCACAUCAUUGAUUGGUGUAAAACAAGUACAUACAGCAGCAUUUGUUCAUGGGAUCGCAUCGUUGUUGGACAAAAUUUUGACUGGUGUCUUCAUUCAAUGCAUACAACUCUGUGUACCUCAGUUGACUUAUAGACAUAUACAAGUGUAUAUUGUAGGCGGUUUGGCAGUUUUCGGUGGUAUUCUAGUGACAAUUGAUAAUUUCAUUUAUUCAGAGAGUUUAGAGAGUACAGAUGCACCAUGUCUUUCAUGUUUUGGUCGAAGAACAAUGCCAUCAUCGCCUCCGUCACCCACGAAAUUUCAGAGUGACAAGGAAAUCAAUUCUAAUAUCCAAACCUUCCAUCACGGUGUUAGCAAUGAUAAAGAAAAUAACGAUAACUGUAUAAACUAG
Schistosoma spindalis is the source of this 1848-nucleotide messenger RNA. The record is from the annotation of a GenBank genome assembly. Lineage: Eukaryota; Metazoa; Platyhelminthes; Trematoda; Strigeidida; Schistosomatidae.